AUGAUUUAAGAGCUAGAUUAGGUACGUAAAUAAGUUUAGGAAGAUGUGGUUUUUCUUUUAUAGAAACUAAUAGAAGACAGUUUGGCUUAAUAAUCAAACAAUAUGGUAUAGGAAAUUAAUUAUAAUUAUGAGAUUGAUUGA
Paramecium sonneborni is the source of this 141-nucleotide messenger RNA. Lineage: Eukaryota; Ciliophora; Oligohymenophorea; Peniculida; Parameciidae. The record is from the annotation of a GenBank genome assembly.